AGAUGGCCACAGUCGGGGAGGAGAGACGUCGCUAAGGGGUUGCCUGAGGCGAGAGGAGAUUGUGUUCAAAAGCAUGGAGUUUGCUGAGAAAGAAAAAUGUUUUGUUUGCUUUCUCCAAAAACUGGGAUUCUAACAUUUUCAGAAAAUCUUUUGGAAAGAACAAGUCUACUUCAAUAAAUGAAGGAGAAUAAAGAAAAUUCAAGCCCUUCAGUAACCUCAGCAAACCUGGACCACACAAAACCAUGUUGGUACUGGGAUAAGAAAGACUUGGCUCAUACGCCCUCGCAGCUGGAAGGACUCGAUCCAGCCACUGAGGCCCGGUACCGCCGAGAGGGGGCUCGGUUCAUCUUCGAUGUGGGCACACGCUUGGGACUACACUAUGAUACCCUGGCAACUGGAAUAAUUUAUUUUCAUCGCUUCUAUAUGUUCCAUUCCUUCAAGCAAUUCCCAAGAUAUGUGACGGGAGCUUGUUGUCUCUUUCUGGCCGGGAAAGUAGAAGAAACACCCAAAAAAUGUAAAGAUAUCAUCAAAACAGCUCGUAGUUUAUUGAAUGACGUACAAUUUGGCCAGUUUGGAGAUGACCCAAAGGAAGAAGUGAUGGUUCUGGAGAGAAUCCUGCUCCAGACCAUAAAGUUCGAUUUGCAGGUGGAGCAUCCGUACCAGUUCCUCCUCAAAUAUGCAAAACAGCUCAAAGGUGAUAAAAACAAAAUUCAGAAGUUGGUUCAGAUGGCAUGGACAUUUGUAAAUGACAGUCUCUGCACGACCUUGUCACUGCAGUGGGAACCAGAAAUCAUAGCAGUGGCAGUGAUGUAUCUCGCAGGACGUUUGUGCAAAUUUGAAAUACAAGAAUGGACCUCCAAACCCAUGUAUAGGAGAUGGUGGGAGCAGUUUGUGCAGGAUGUCCCUGUGGACGUUCUGGAAGACAUCUGCCACCAAAUCCUGGAUCUUUACUCACAAGGAAAACAACAGAUGCCUCAUCACACGCCCCAUCAGCUGCAGCAGCCCCCACCUCUCCAGUCUACGCCACAAGUGCCACAAGUGCCACCGCCCCAGCCUGCUCAAGGCUCCGACCCACCCCAGCCACAGCAGAAGGACGCGCAGCCACCCACCCCGCAGCCCCCGGCGCAGCAGGCCCCGCAACCCAAGAAGCCGUCCCCGCAGCCCAGUCCUCCCCGCCCAGCAAAGCGAGCAGUGGUUGUUUCUCCCAAAGAAGAGAACAAAGCAGCAGAACCACCACCACCUAAAAUCCCCAAAAUUGAGACCACUCACCCUCCGUUGCCUCCAGCCCACCCACCUCCAGACCGGAAGCCUCCCCUCUCGGCUCCCUUAGGCGAGGCGGAGCCCCCGGGUCCCGUGGACGCCGGUGACCUUCCCAAAGUACAGAUUCCUCCUCCGGCCCACCCGGCCCCCGUGCCUGGGCCUGCCACCGGCUAG
This is a messenger RNA of Ailuropoda melanoleuca (giant panda), 1434 nucleotides long. It is a transcript of the gene CCNK, whose product is annotated as cyclin K. Gene Ontology annotation, molecular function: cyclin-dependent protein serine/threonine kinase regulator activity. The transcript has 13 exons. Gene Ontology annotation, biological process: regulation of transcription by RNA polymerase II. Lineage: Eukaryota; Metazoa; Chordata; Mammalia; Carnivora; Ursidae. Bases 178 to 1434 code for a protein of 418 amino acids. The record is from RefSeq and is a predicted model, not a curated record.